Messenger RNA from Arthroderma uncinatum, 765 nucleotides. RefSeq lists its product as uncharacterized. The record is from RefSeq and is a predicted model, not a curated record. The transcript has a single exon. Bases 1 to 765 code for a protein of 254 amino acids. NCBI's taxonomy places the organism in Eukaryota, Fungi, Ascomycota, Eurotiomycetes, Onygenales, Arthrodermataceae.
AUGGCCCUGGAACCAAUUGGCGAGCUACCACGACAAAGCCCUAGUAACGGUUCGAAAGAUCCGUUCAUGUCUUAUCACAAUUCCAGGCUAUCUGAUCCUGGAAUGCCUCUUUCAUUGGAAUCUGAUCAUUCUAUGGGGCGUAUGAAGAAGAUGAACCCGGAACAUGUGGACUCCAUCCCCAGAUUCCAUUUGAGGCGAAAGCCCGGAAACAGGGAUGAGUUCGACGGACCAACUCAGCUGCUGAGGAUGCCUAGCCCAGGCCCAGCAGCAACCGAAAUCCCGGAGAAGGACCUGCCACACCUUCCCACUUCAUUGAAUGUACAGGAGCAAGUGAAGAUUUUAUGUGAUAUCAACGAUCGUUUAUCCCGGUGCGCCUUUGAUUUUGUGGCCAAAUACCAGUUCCCAAUCCCAUUGGAGCCCGAGAAGUCAGAAGUAAGAUCCCCAGAAGACCGUGAAUGGACAGAAUGGGUCCACUUGCUCAGAAGACUUGCGACUAAACGCCGUAUUCCUGCGCGCGUUUUAUAUGAUGGCCAAAUAAAGCAGUUCAUCACUGUGCUCGAAAACUCACUGGAAAUGCGCCACACAGCAAAGAACCAGUCGCGCCCACUGAGAGAUGAUCGAAACAUUUUACAGCUUAUAUCUGCCGGAACACAGGUCGCUAAAAUACUCAAAGACGCCCCUGCGAUGGAAUAUUUUGAUUUUUUGUAUUCCCGAACAGAAAGGCAAAUCCAUGAGCGACGGAACCAUACUCCUAGUUUCUUUUAG